AUGGCAGCAGCAGCUGUUUUUAAUUCGUUGAUAAAUGCAGCCUUGAACAUCGACCGAUCGUCUCUUCAGAAGAAUGCCGAUAGUGACUCAAUUGAAAAGGAGCUUCAAGAGCCAGCUGAUUUAAAAAAAGCCUGGGCUUUUCGGCAUAGAAAUUCCAUAACAGAUAACGAAAAUGACCCAAAACCUUAUGGUAUCUGGAAAUUGGGCUCCAGUGACUUCGGAGAAUACGGAGUUGGCCUUCAGCUGCAUUUUCUAUUUCUAAAGCAGAUGAUGCUUAUCUUUUUCAUCAUCGGAGGUAUCAGCAUUUGACCAAUUUAUGAAAACUAUCAAGGUGACCAAAUAACUACAUCUGAUGGGACAGAAAUCACUUAUGGCUUGACUAUUGCGAAUAGGGUAGGAAUAGCUUCAAAUGUUACUGAUGUGUCUGUUGCUGAAAGCGACCAAGAUGAUAUUGAUGAUGCAUAUCGAGAUACAUGGAUAGCUGAUGCAAUUUAUACUGGGUUAUUCAUUAUUGCUUUACUAUUAUACACUAUACAAUCAAAAGUAUUAAUAAGCAAAACAAGCCAUAAAACAGCAAGAGUGUCUGAUUAUGCAAUCCAAGUUAAAGGGUUACCAAGGGAUGAAGGAGUAACGCCACAAGAAGUAAAAGAUCAUUUUAUAUAAGGCUGGAUCAAGUUUUUCAAUAAAUCAAAGGAAGAUAUUUAUUUUUUGUAAAAAUUAGUAAAUAGGAAUAUAGUUUAAAGAAAAGUCUAUAUGAUAAAGCAUAGAAGUUUUGGAAAAAUAAUUGAGGUCUAUCUCGGGAGAAGAUAUAAUGAUCUUAUAAUUUUUUAUCAAGGAAGAGCUAUCCUUAAAAAAAAAAUUUGCAACAGAGAAGCCCUUUUGCGUUUUUCUAAUAAAGAUUUAGAAAAGGAUAAAAAAUUAAAAGUUUUAAAACUUUCCUUGAAACGAUUUGAUGAAAAAAUCAAAAAAGAGCAGCUUGUAAAAAAGCACAAUGAGCUCCCUAUAAAAUAUGCCUAUAUUACCUUUAUAAGCUUUUAUAGUGAUUUCCAUUUUAAAUUAUUAAAAUAUAGCUUUUUUCUUUAAUAAUAAUAAAUUUAUCUAGCUAAAUAUAUAGGAAGAUUAAUAUCAAAACAAAUAAUUCCAAAAAAGACAAACAAGCUUGUAUUAAAGCUUAUCAAACAAAAUGCUGCUGCAGCUGCUUACGAAAGAAAAGAAAAGAUUUAUAUUUCAGGAGAAAAUACCCUCUAAAAGUCUUCACAGCCCAAGAGCCAUCUGAUAUCAUCUGGGAAAAUCUUGAAAUUAGCAAAUGCAGCCGCAGAUUCAGAACUUUUCUAGCUCUAAUACUAACCCUUAUUCUCCUCAUUAUUUCUGUAGCUCUCAUAUACGGUGUCAAAAGAGCUCAAAAAGAGCUUCCUAAUGACUCUAAAUGCGAUUCUUUAAAAGUAGAUGCAGAUAUCUCUAUAAAUGAAGCUAAAAAAGAAUAUACCACACAAGACGAAACUUAUUGCUGAUGCCAAGGUCAGAGCUGGGAUGAUUUAAUUAGUAAAUCAGACUAUAGCGACUACUGUUCUAGCUAUAUAGAAACUGUUUCUUGGUCAUCUGCAGUCAAGUUUUUCAGCUGCUGUGGAAUUAUUAUAGUAAAUUUCUUUAUAAAAACCCUCAUGAUUCUAAUUACAAGCUGUGAAAGAACAAGAAGUCGCAGCUCUCAGCAGACCCGCGUCAUGCUAAAAGUAUUUGUCGCAAUGACUGUUAAUACAGCCCUAAUCACUUAUCUAGUAAAUUUAGACUCUGGAGGAGUUGGGUUUUCGAAUGGCUAUAUUUUGGAAGGAGAGUAUAGUGAUUUUUCAAGGUACUGAUAUGUGAAAGUUGGGUCAAUUUUUAUUAUCACGAUGUUUAUUUGUGUUGGGUCGCCACAUCUUAUAUAUUUAUUGAUUAUGUAUCCUAUAGGAGCCUGCAGGAGGAAAUGGGGAUGGAAAAAAUAUGCGACACAGUAUGAAAUUAAUGAUGCGUUUUUGGGGCCAGAAUUUAUGAUUUCAAUUAGUCUAAGUUAAUUAUUAUAAAAAAUGUUUUUAUACCAUGAUUUUCUUUGCUGUAUUUUUCUUCUACUCUAUGAAAAUCUAACAAUUAUAGAGCAUGCCCCUUAGAUAUGGGAUUUUCCCAUGGAUGGUGCUAUUCUGGUCUUGAUUUCCCACUGGAAAAUGUUUUGGUUUGACCAAACUAUAUGAUACUGGCCGAACCAAAAAAUUUUCCAGUGGGAAAAUCAAGGCCAAAACAGCGCCAUCCACAGGAAAAUUGCAAUAGCCCGAUAUGUACUAUCUAAGGGAUAUACCUACAUGAUUUCAACAAGAACUUCUCAAAUUUUGACGAUAAUGUUUACAUGCUAUAUAUAUUCUGGAGGAAUGCCACUAUUAAACUGCAUUUGUUUUGCUGCUCUUUUUAUAAUAUAUUGGACUGAUAAGUUUUUACUUUUGAGGCAUUAUAGGAUGCCACCGAAGUAUAAAGCUGAUCUUUAUAUACAAGCAAUGAGGCUGAUGCCACUUUGUAUUAUUAUUCAUUGCGCUGUGUCACUAGUGUGCUAUGGCUGCCCUGAUGUAUUCCCUACUUCUUUUUAUACAAAGUCAUCUGGGUAUGUGACAUCAACAACCCCAAGCUUUGAAAAAAGGCUGAAGAAUGACUCAACCCCUUGAAGUAAUUUAAUAAUAAAAUUAAUUAAUAAUAUGUCUUUAUAGAAUUAAUAAAAAUGGUCUGAUGAUAAAGUCUCUUAUUUAUUAUGCGAAUUUAAGAUAAAGGUCGCUAGGGGUUAUUUCUUAAACUUUAGUUAGGAAUACAAAUUUUUAUAAAAGCACCCUUAAAACAUUCUAAAAAUAUAUAAAAAGCGUAAUUAUAAAAUAAUUGAAAAAAAUUAAUCUCAAAUAUAACAUUUUUUGACUAUUUAUAUUUUAUGAUUCGAGAUUUAGGCAUUGCCAACAUAAUUUUAGCAGGCUCAAGUGCAAUUUUGCUUCUUCUCAUAUUUUUCAUAGAUGAGGUCAGCGCUUGUGUGAUGAAAAGCAAAAAUCGCAGAACUGACGAAACUCAAGACCAAAAGACUUUCAAGGAAGUUGAAAUGGAAAUCCAAAAAUCAGGCCUUUCUACUUACAACUUAAUGAAAAAUCCUAAUUACAUGCUAAUCAUAGAAACAAUGAAUGAGUCUGCAGAAAUUACUAAAGGCCAACUAAACAUCAGAUCUACACCUUAUCAAAGUCCAAGGGGAGCAGACCUACAAAGGACAGCUGAGGUAAGUGACAAUAAUAAUGGUGAGCCUCCAGAAGAAAGCAAAUCAGAAACUGAUAGGUCAGCAAUGACUCCUGUGCUUAAUAGCAAUAUAAGUGAACGUAGUGCUGACGAUAUAGGCUCAGAAUCUUCAUCAGACGUAGAUUUCAAUAAAGAAGAGCAGUCUAUUGUAUAUACAGAUACUCCUGUUUUUAAGUCUCCUAAGAAAAGCAAAAAAGUAGCUGUCAGUUCAGACUCUUCAAGUGAUAAGGAAAGCUUCCAGAAAAAAGAAGAGGACUCCAGCUCAGACUCGUCUUCAGAUAAGUCAGAUAUUGAGCUGAAUAAGAAGCCUGGGCCGAAAAUUAAAGUAAAAACCCCAAAGGCCAGUUCUAAGCCUCCGAAGAAAAGCAAAAAAGUUGAUGUUGAUAUAAGCUCAAGUUCUUCUCAAGGGAAAAGUUCUAUAGUCAGUCCAGAAGAGAAUGAAAUAAGCUCAGAGGUCGAAUUUAAAAAGAGGAAGCCAAAAAUUGUACCAAAACAUCAUAGAAAAGCGAGUUUUUCGUCGUCAAGCAACUUAGUUGAAGAGUCAAGUGUUUCUGAUAUGGAAAAGGAAAAAUAUGUGCCAGCUAAAAAAUCAAAGAAAAAGCAGCAGUCAGAUAGAGAAGAAUCAGAACAAAGUGACAAAAAGCCUCAAAAGAAGCUUAAAAAAUCACCAAAAAAUGCAAAAGCAAAGAAAGUGGAACCUCCUUCAGAAGAAUCAAGUAUAAGUAAAGAAGAAAGCAAGUCAAGUGACUCUGAUAAGCCUUAUGAAACUCCACAGUCAGUAAGUGAUGAAAGCAGCCCUGAGCAUGUGGAUGUUAGCUUCAGUGGGGAAGAAAAGCACAAGAAAAAUAAGAAGAAUAGAAGAAAAAGAAGCAGUUCUGAUGAAGAAUAA
Molecule: messenger RNA, 4180 nt
Organism: Blepharisma stoltei
Lineage: Eukaryota; Ciliophora; Heterotrichea; Heterotrichida; Blepharismidae
Source: the annotation of a GenBank genome assembly